CAGUGAUCGAUUCGUCAGGGCUGCGUGACUACGGGAGUCGGCUUUAUUCUGGUAUUUUAGAUGUCCUCGAUUUUGGAGUACCUCAUACAUUGAUGUCAAAUUCACAUAGUGAACGGCAGGACCAGCAGUGAGAUGGCUGCUGAUGACAAGUCCUCGUCUUCAUCUUCGACAGACUGGAGCGUCGAGCCCCCCGUCCUCUCCCCGACAAGCCCCUCCCAUCUGACCCAGUUCAAACCACUGACCCCGGAGCAGGAUGAGCCUCCUCUUCGCUCUGCGUACAGCUCAUUCGUCAACCUGUUUCGCUUCAACAACAAAGGUGACGGUUAUGAAGACGACGACCUUUAUGAGGAUGGCCGUCCUCCAUCGACGAUCCCAGAGAAACCAGACGUGCCAUCCCCUUCACCUCAGUCAGAGAGGAGGAGCUGCUCCUCCAGUCCCUCCCACUCCCUCCACAGCACCCGACCACACCGGAAACCACACUCAGACCACCACAGACGGACCUCCACUGCCUCUGGCUUCAACUACUUUUUCAAGCGUUGGGAUGGCAGCAGGAAAUCAGAUACUCCUCUGAGCAAUCACGACCCUCGCACAGCUGUGCAGCUUCGCACAGCGCUGAAGAGACUAAAGGAAAUCAUGGAGGGAAAGAGCCAGGACAGUGAUCUGAAGCAGUACUGGAUGCCGGACAGCCAGUGUAAAGAGUGUUAUGACUGCAAUGAGAAGUUUACAACCUUUCGCCGCCGUCACCACUGCAGACUGUGUGGACAGAUUUUCUGCAGCCGCUGCUGCAACCAGGAAAUACCUGGAAAGUUCAUGGGCUACACAGGUGAUCUGCGGGCUUGUACGUACUGCCGUAAGCUUGCUCUAAACUACGCUCACUCCGCGGACUCAGGCUCCAUCGGAGAAGACCUGAGCGCUCUAUCUGACUCGCCCUGUUCUGUGUGCGUACUGGAGCCCACUGAGCCUCGGACGCCUUCAGGUGGACGAAAGGCCAGCAGGAACAUUUUCCUGGAGGAAGACCUGACCUGGCAGAGAAAAACUCCUAUUGGGAUGAGGAAGAAUAUGAUCCAUCAGGAGCCUCAGAGCAGCGGCCUCAACCCUCGUCUGACCACGCUGCAAGAGGAUGUGGUCAAAUCUCCAGCAAGGAAGAGGUCAGCCAGCGUGACCAACCUUUCUCUGGACCGCUCUGGAUCAUCUUUGGUGCCUUCCUACGACAGCUCAGUCAGCCCUCCUCCUAGCCGAGCCGUGUCCGGCCCAAAGAGUGGCCCCAAGCUGGACCACAGUGAGGAGGAGAGGAAGAUCCUGCUGGAUUCCUCCCAGCUGAAGGAUCUCUGGAAGAAAAUCUGCAACAACAGCACGGGGAUGGAGUUUCAGGACCACAGAUACUGGCUGAGGACAUACCCCAACUGCAUUGUGGGAAAAGAGCUUGUUAACUGGCUGCUAAGGAACGGGACCAUCUCCACCAGGGCUCAGGCUAUUGCCAUUGGCCAGGCAUUGGUGGACGGACGCUGGCUGGACUGUGUCACCCACCACGAUCAGCUGUUCAGAGACGAGUAUGCUCUCUACCGCCCCCUUCAGAGUACAGAGUUCUCAGAAACACCGUCACCUGACAGCGACAGUGUCAACUCUUUGGAGGGACACUCAGAGCCGUCGUGGUUCAAAGAUAUCAAGUUUGAUGACAGCGACAACGAGCAGCUUGCCGAUGAGACAGAAUACACCAUGCCAAACUCUGCCAGUCCCAGCAAGAGGACAUCAGUCAGUAGUUUCCAGUCAGUGGUGGACAGUGACUCAGCAGCUUCCAUUAACCUCAACAUGGAGACUUCCACUUCUUCCUUCCACAUCAAGAAACAAUCAAAGUACCCGCACGUACCUGCUGCUAAUGAGCAGAAAGCAGAAAUUCUUGUAUCUGAAGAUGGUGGACAGAGCAUUGUCAUAAGUGAUGCCUUCAUUAAAGAGUCUCUGUUUAACCGUCGCGUGGAGGAGAAAGCUAAAGAGAUGCUGUUUACUCCACUGGGUUGGCACCACAGCUCUCUGGAUCAGCUCAGAGAGGAGAACGGGGAGAAGAUGGCCAUGGAGAGGCUGCUCUCAGCCAACCACAGCCACAUGAUGGCGCUGCUGCAGCAGCUUCUCUACAGCGAAUCUCUGUCUCUAUCCUGGCGGGAUAUCAUCGUCCCUGUGGUCCGACAAGUGGUCCAGACUGUACGGCCAGAUGUACGUAACUGUGACGAUGACAUGGACAUCAGACAGUUGGUCCACAUCAAGAAGAUUCCCGGAGGAAGAAAGUUUGACUCUGCUGUGGUAAACGGCUUUGUCUGCACCAAGAACAUUGCACAUAAGAAGAUGAACCCAUACAUCAAGAACCCAAAGAUCCUCCUGCUGAAGUGCUCCAUAGAGUAUCUGUACCGAGAGGAGACCAAGUUCACCUGCAUCGACCCCAUCGUGCUACAGGAGCGAGAGUUUUUGAAGAACUACGUGCAGCGUAUCGUAGACGUCAGACCAACUCUGGUGUUGGUGGAGAAGACGGUGUCUCGGAUCGCUCAGGACAUGCUGCUGGAGCACGGCAUCACGCUGGUCAUCAACGUCAAACCGCAAGUCUUGGACAGGGUGAGCCGUAUGACUCAAGGAGACCUGGUCAUGUCUAUGGACCAGCUCCUCACCAAACCUCGACUGGGAACCUGCCACAAGUUCUACCUGCAGCCAUUUACCCUGGCUAAUGAUGAAGCAAAGACUCUAAUGUUCUUCGAGGGCUGUCCUGCUCACCUUGGCUGCUCCAUAAAGCUGCGCGGUGCUGCUGACUACGAGUUGGCCCGAGUGAAGGAGAUCAUCAUGCUGAUGGUGUGCGUGGCCUACCAUUCCCAGCUGGAGAUAUCAUUCCUCAUGGAUGAGUUCGCCAUGCCGCCCAGCGUGGCUCAAAGCACCACGUUCCCCUGCCUGCUGGAGGUGGCCUCUGUAGUGGAGGAGAAGGCAGAUGGAGAGAAAGGAGGGAGGGAGGCGAACGGAGAGAGCCAGGAGAAAAAUGGAGGGAGUGAAGACUCUGUUCAUCAUGGGGAGGAAGGGGUGUCCUCUGAGUCUUCAUCCAAAAAUGGUGAUUUGGACUCUCUGAGAGACAGAGAGAGCCUUAAAUCUCCUCUGUCUGUCCUAAAAGAGGAGGCAGGAAACACAGAGACAAUGACCUCCUCCCCUUAUUCCAGCCCUCCUCCAGCUCCUCUGACUGUCUCUCCCCCCUUUCUCAUGGAGGAAGAGGAGAUGGACUCCAGCACUCUCAUUGGGGAGUCAGAGGGGGAGACGGGGGAGGAGGGGAGCAUAAUGAAGGUGGAGUCUUUGAGUAUUGAUGAUGGAGAAGAGCCGCCGACUCCCCGACUGUUCAGAGACCCUCUGCAGGACGACACGGGGAUGUUUGUAGCCGAGCAGGUGGCUUCGACUGACGAUCACCUGAAGUCCAUCUCAGCUGUCUUUAAACAGGAGCUGAAGGACAUCAUCCUGUGUAUCUCUCCGUUCAUCACCUUUAAGAAACCUUUUCUCCUCACGCCUGCAGGAAUGCACUGUCCUAGCAGGGAAUAUUUCCCCGAACAGGUCUACCUUUCUCCUCUCCUUAACAAAGACUUCAAGGAGCUGGAUGGGCGUAGGAAGCGGCAACUCCUCAAAGAUUCCGCCCCCUCCUCUCUGGUCAAUGGACAGACAAAUGGAGCCCCCCAGCCGAGGCCUAUCGAGGUCCUUCCUUCCCACAACCUCACCAGCACCCGCAUCGUGGAGCAGCUGAGCAGCAGCCAGGAUCUGGCCAAGAUGUUAGCGGACUACAGAGCAAAAGGAGGACGAAUCCGUCAGAGGGAGCCCACAGACCCAUUCUCCAACUCUACAGUGCCUGUUAGCAGUCAGAAUAAGACAGGGGAAACCACAGGGAAACACCCGGUGAAGGCUGAUAGUGAAGAGGAGAAGCCGGGUAAACAGAACGACAUGAGCUGGGCUCCAAAGCUGGACUGCCUGAAUCCUGUGAACCAUCAGAGGCUGUGUGUUCUCUUCAGCAGCUCGUCAGCUCAGUCCAACAACGCUCCGAACCCCUGUGUCAGCCCCUGGAUUGUUACAAUGGAGUUCUAUGGAAAGAAUGACCUCUCACUGGGUGUGUUCUUGGAGCGAUACUGUUUCAGACCGUCUUAUCAGUGCCCCAGCGUGUUCUGUGAAACUCCUAUGGUGCAUCACAUCCGGCGGUUUGUGCACGGCAGCGGCUGUGUGCAGAUCGUGUUGAAGGAGCUGGACUCCCCGGUGCCCGGUUAUCAACACACCAUCCUCAACUACUCCUGGUGCCGCAUCUGCAAACAGGUGACUCCAGUGGUGCCUCUGUCUAACGACUCUUGGUCGAUGUCUUUCGCCAAAUAUCUGGAGCUUCGUUUUUACGGCCAUCAGUACACAAGGAGGGCGAACGCAGAGCCCUGCGGUCACUCCAUCCACAAAGACUACCACCAGUACUUCUCCUACAACCAGAUGGUGGCUUCUUUUAGCUACACUUCUGUCAGACUCUUGGAGAUCUGUCUUCCUCGUCCCAAGAUCUUCAUCAGGAACCAGGGGCCGUCAAAAAUCAACCUUCAGCAAGACCUGAAGGACUUCUCUCAAAAAGUGACUCAGGUGUACCUGGCCAUAGACGACCGCCUCACCUCCCUGAAGACCGACACCUUCAGCAAGACACGAGAGGAAAAAAUGGAGGACCUGUUUGCUCAGAAAGACAUGGAGGAGGCUGAGCUGAGGAGCUGGAUCGACAAGCUCCAGGCUCGACUCCAGGCCUGCGGUUUAGAUUCUCCUCAGCAGCUGCAGGCCGUUCUCGAGUCUCUGGUGAUGAAGAAACAGAGUCUGUGUGAGAUGCUACAGUCCUGGAAUGGCAGGCUGCAGGAUUUGUUCCAGCAGGAGAAAGGAAGAAAACGUCUGUCUGUCCCUCCAAGCCCAGGCCGACACAGACAGACCAACGCUGAUGAAAACAAGAACAACCUGGAUUCCUCCCCUCGUAACCCCUCACCAGUGGUUCAGAACGGAGAGAAAGAGGACCGUCAUCUCUGUCCGAUGCCCUCAACCUCCUCCAUGCUGCCUUCGCCAGGAGACCCCUCUACUGACCCCAUCACACCUGGUCCUUCCUCAUCCGAGCCGGACUCUGUCAGCAUACCAGAAGACGUGUUCGACGGACACCUGCUGGGCUCCACGGAUAGCCAGGUGAAGGAGAAAUCCACUAUGAAAGCAAUCCUCGCCAACUUUCUGCCCGGCAACAGCUACAACCCCAUCCCUUUCCCCUUUGAACCGGACAAACAUUACCUGAUGUACGAACAUGAGCGUGUUCCCAUCGCUGUGUGCGAGAAAGAGCCGAGCUCUAUCAUCGCCUUUGCUCUCAGCUGUAAGGAGUAUAAAACAUCUCUUGAUGAUCUCUCCAAAGUGUCAAACACAGGCGGUGAUGAGACUCCACAGGCUACCAGCAGUGGGGAAAGUCGAGCUAAGAGCAGCCCAGCCAGACCCAGUGAGUCUACCUCGUCACAGCAGAGCAGAAACAGCGUGGAUGUGGAUCCCCUCAAGGAUGCAGAUGUGGGAGACAAACAGAAGAAACAGACUCUGAAUCCACACAUUGAGCUACAGUUCUCUGAUGCCAACGCCAAGUUUUACUGUCGGAUCUACUAUGCCGAGGAGUUUCAUAAGAUGCGUGAGGAGAUCAUGGAGAGUCCUGAAGAGGAUUUUAUCCGAUCACUGUCGCACUGUGUCAACUGGCAGGCUCGAGGAGGGAAAUCUGGAGCUGUCUUCUAUGCUACAGAAGAUGACCGGUUCAUCCUGAAGCAGAUGCCCAGACUGGAGGUUCAGUCCUUCCUGGAUUUUGCUCCUCACUACUUCACCUACAUCACCGGGGCUGUUCAGCAGAAAAGGCCAACAGCGCUGGCUAAGAUCCUGGGUGUUUACAGAAUUGGAUACAAGAACUCUCAGAACAACACGGAGAAGAAACUGGACCUCCUUGUCAUGGAAAAUCUUUUCUAUGGACGCAAGAUGGCCCAGGUGUUUGACCUGAAGGGCUCUCUCAGAAACCGUAACGUGAAGACAGACUCGGGGAAGGAGAGCUGUGAGGUGGUGCUGCUGGAUGAGAACCUCCUGAAGUUGAUCCACGACAACCCGCUUUACAUCCGGUCCCACUGUAAGGCCAUCCUGCGAGCCGCCAUCCACAGUGACGCCUACUUCCUGUCCAGUCACCUCAUUAUAGACUAUUCGCUGCUAGUGGGACGAGAUGACGCCACUGACCAGUUGGUGGUUGGGAUCAUAGAUUAUAUCCGCACAUUUACCUGGGAUAAGAGACUGGAAAUGGUGGUCAAAUCCACUGGGAUUCUGGGUGGUCAAGGAAAAAUGCCCACCGUGGUCUCCCCGGAGCUGUACAGAGCUCGAUUCUGUGAGGCCAUGGAUAAAUACUUCCUGAUGGUCCCAGAUCACUGGACCGGCCUGGGCAUCAACUGCUGAGAGGUGUAUUCACUGUCCAGGAGCACAAACAGAAACACACUCCUUCUCUGUCUGUCUAUGCAGUAACAUCAGUUUCCUGAAUUUCAAUGAGACCAACAAGCACACUGGACUGUUUGAAUCCUGACGUCAUUCCACUCAGCAGCUCCAAUCUGCAUCUGCUGCCUUAACGUACAAUUUAGACCAGAUUUAACCCAGGGGAUAUACUACAGUAUUAUCAGAUUAUAAUUUAACCCUGACUGGAUUAUUUUUAUUUUAAUAGUGCCAUGAGUCUGACUGAAAACAUUCACUUUAUUGGUUCUAGUUUGGUAAACAAACUAAUCUGUGUAAUUUAAA
This is a messenger RNA of Cheilinus undulatus (humphead wrasse), 6801 nucleotides long. It is a transcript of the gene pikfyve, whose product is annotated as phosphoinositide kinase, FYVE finger containing. Gene Ontology annotation, molecular function: 1-phosphatidylinositol-3-phosphate 5-kinase activity; ATP binding; metal ion binding. The transcript has 45 exons. Gene Ontology annotation, biological process: phosphatidylinositol metabolic process; intracellular signal transduction. The coding region runs from base 133 to 6468 and encodes 2111 amino acids. The record is from RefSeq and is a predicted model, not a curated record. NCBI's taxonomy places the organism in Eukaryota, Metazoa, Chordata, Actinopteri, Labriformes, Labridae.